Molecule: messenger RNA, 697 nt
Organism: Pseudocercospora fijiensis CIRAD86
Lineage: Eukaryota; Fungi; Ascomycota; Dothideomycetes; Mycosphaerellales; Mycosphaerellaceae
Exons: 1
Coding region: 248-583 (111 amino acids)
Source: RefSeq, a predicted model, not a curated record
GCACGUCUGUAUUGGUCGAAGGGCGUCUCAUCGAAGAUGAUGGUAACUGCAAAUUGAGAUGGGGCACCGAAGCAUAGCUCUCACUUAGGGCCUUGUUCUGCCUCGAGAUGCACGCUGUUUCGACUAGCUCGAACGCACCACUCUCCGCCAAGCGGCAAUACGACAGUAUGCCUCCAGAACAUCUUGUCGACAUCCAUAGGUUGUCGAUUCAUUUCGACUAGUACCUUUGCGGUGUGGUUCAGGCCAGAUGUCAUUGAAGGAGCGCCGCCAUCCUCUGACAAACGGGGCGAAUGAAUUGUGCUGGCUUUUACGAGUCGAUCUGCUCUGGGUCGGACCAAGACCGUUCUCGAGGUUGUGGAUGAACGAGUCCAGACAACAAGAACUUCGUAGGAGGGAGACUCGCCAGUUGGGCAUUGGAAUGGAUGCGCCAAGUUCAAUAGGGCCCGCAUCGUUGAUGUUGAAGGAGGAUAGAGCUUGGUUUCUGUGCUGCCUCCGUGAGUGGGGUGAAAAGGGCAAAUAUUGCUAUUAUCGAUGCGACAUUCGGAAGAAGUGGACAUUCGUACAAAAGAUGAGGUUGCCAUAAGGUUGUUGCCUCUCGAAGAGUCAUGCCGCUUUCCUAGACCACAUCUGUCUGCCCUGGACCCGAGGAAGCGGGAGAUGGUGACGGGUAGAUACGAACUCAAUCCAUGAACACGCC